GGCCAUUUCAUUGCUUUGAGUCUGGAUCUGGGAUUUGUAGCGAGAGAGCUGAAUAUAUAUCUUAGAUUGACCUGAUCAUUUAAUUUAGCAGAUGGGGGAGCUUGCAGUUGAUAAGCAUGUUCGGUACAUUAUAUCUGUAGAAAAAAGGAAGGAUAGUUUUGAAUCUGUGGUGAUGGAACAUCUAAGAAUGAAUGGGGCAUAUUGGGGAUUGACUACUCUGGAUCUUCUAGGAAAGCUCAAUGCUGUUGAUGUUGAUGAAGUUAUUUCAUGGAUCAUGAAAUGUCAACACGAGUCUGGUGGCUUUGCUGGUAAUGCUGGGCACGACCCACACAUAUUGUUUACUCUUAGUGCUGUCCAAGUUUUGGCCAUCUUUGACAAGUUAGAUGUUCUUGAUGUUAACAAGGUUGCAAAUUAUAUUUCUGGGCUACAAAAUGAAGAUGGGUCUUUUUCUGGGGACUUGUGGGGUGAGGUGGAUACACGGUUCUCAUAUAUUGCCAUAUGUUGUCUCUCAAUAUUACACUGUCUGGAUAAAAUCAAUGUGGAGAAAGCUGUGAACUACAUUCUAAGCUGCAAAAACCUGGAUGGUGGUUUUGGAUGCACACCUGGUGGGGAAUCUCAUGCAGGGCAAAUUUUCUGUUGUGUUGGUGCACUUGCUCUAACUGGGGCUUUGCAUCACAUCGACAAGGACCUUCUUGGGUGGUGGUUAUGUGAGCGGCAAGUCAAAUCUGGAGGUCUGAAUGGCCGCCCAGAGAAACUUCCUGAUGUUUGCUACUCAUGGUGGGUUCUUUCCAGCUUGAUCAUGAUCAACAGGGUUCACUGGAUCGAUAAAGACAAGCUGGUUAAAUUCAUCUUGGACUGUCAGGACUUGGAGAAUGGUGGAAUUUCAGACAGACCUGAUGAUGCUGUUGAUGUCUUCCACACAUUUUUUGGAGUUGCCGGACUUUCACUUCUUGAGUUUCCGGGAUUGAAAGCAAUUGAUCCAGCUUAUGCAUUGCCAGUCGAUGUUGUAAAUAGGAUUUUCUUCAGCAGGUAAUUGGAUAUUAAUAAUGACAGUGUUCUAUAUAUGCCACCCUUUUUCUAUUGUACUAUGAUGGACCAUAAAAAAGUGUCAAAAUUCUUAAUUUGGUUAUUUUGCUAUUUUAUUUUAGACUCUCUCUGUGUCACGGUUAAGGUCUCCACCAGCAUGGUUUUCUUUAUUGGUUAUACAAGUGGGGAUGGUUCUUUCUUUUUAUCUAAAUUUUCUCUACCUUCCCCAGAUGUAGAAUGUCAGAAUUAGAGAUACCUGCAUAUGUGAAUAUGAUGAUUCUGGAUAAACCAGAAAUACCGACCUAUGUUGAGAGCGCUGUAAAAUUAUCUG
Molecule: messenger RNA, 1357 nt
Organism: Rubroshorea leprosula
Lineage: Eukaryota; Viridiplantae; Streptophyta; Magnoliopsida; Malvales; Dipterocarpaceae
Source: the annotation of a GenBank genome assembly